UCUCUGUCGGGCGAAUCCGCCCUCGACUCGUCCGCGAGCCGCCGUUCUCCGAGUCGGGGGUGCCUGGUCGCGAGGUAAAAGGGUUUCUCCGCGCGAGCCGCAAGCUCCGGCAGUGAACUUCCGACGACGAGAGAGCCAGUCAUUAACGUUGGCGACCGGUCGCUUUGCAUUUUCGACCGAGCGUGCCGUGAGCUUCCUGGGUGCCGUGAAACAAUCCCCCCGCGGCUUGAAGCUUUUUGCUGCAAGUCGGGGUACGUCGUUGCGAUCGAUUGACCGGCAACAGUCGAUCGGUAGCUAGAGCCUCGACAUCAUGGGUAAGGAGAAGAUCCACAUAAACAUCGUCGUGAUCGGCCACGUCGAUUCGGGCAAGUCCACGACGACCGGCCACCUGAUCUACAAAUGCGGCGGUAUCGACAAGCGGACGAUCGAGAAGUUCGAGAAGGAGGCGCAGGAGAUGGGCAAGGGCUCGUUCAAGUACGCCUGGGUGUUGGACAAGCUCAAGGCGGAGCGCGAGCGCGGCAUCACCAUCGACAUCGCCCUGUGGAAAUUCGAGACGGCCAAGUACUACGUCACCAUCAUCGACGCGCCCGGUCACCGUGACUUUAUCAAGAACAUGAUCACCGGCACCAGCCAGGCCGACUGCGCGGUGCUGAUCGUCGCGGCCGGUAUCGGCGAGUUCGAGGCCGGUAUCUCGAAAAACGGACAGACCCGCGAGCACGCCCUGCUCGCCUUCACCCUGGGCGUGAAGCAGCUGAUAGUCGGCGUCAACAAGAUGGACAUGACCGAUCCGCCGUACUCGGAAACGCGCUUCGAGGAGAUUAAGAAGGAGGUGUCCUCUUAUAUCAAGAAGAUCGGCUACAACACCGCCUCGGUCGCCUUCGUGCCGAUCUCCGGCUGGCACGGCGACAACAUGCUCGAGCCGUCCCCGAAGACACCCUGGUACAAGGGCUGGAAGGUGGAGCGCAAGGACGGCAAUGCCGACGGCAAGACGCUCAUCGAGGCGCUCGACGCCAUCCUGCCGCCGUCCAGGCCCACCGACAAGGCCCUGCGGCUGCCGCUUCAGGAUGUCUACAAGAUUGGCGGUAUUGGAACGGUGCCUGUCGGCCGCGUGGAGACUGGUAUCUUAAAGCCAGGUAUGUUGGUGACUUUCGCGCCGGCGGCUCUCACCACCGAGGUGAAAUCUGUCGAGAUGCAUCACGAGGCACUGACGGAAGCCCUGCCCGGCGACAACGUUGGCUUCAACGUGAAAAACAUCUCGGUGAAGGAGCUGAGGCGCGGUUACGUCGCCGGCGACUCCAAGAAUCAGCCGCCGCGCGGCGCCGCCGACUUCACCGCCCAGGUCAUCGUUCUGAAUCACCCGGGACAGAUCAGCAACGGCUACACGCCGGUGCUCGAUUGUCACACCGCUCACAUCGCCUGCAAGUUCGCUGAGAUCAAGGAGAAAUGCGACCGCCGUACUGGCAAGACCACCGAGGAGAACCCGAAGAGCAUAAAGAGCGGCGACGCCGCCAUCGUGAUGCUGCAGCCGACCAAGCCGAUGUGCGUCGAGGCCUUCCAGGAGUUCCCGCCCCUGGGCCGCUUCGCCGUCCGCGACAUGCGUCAAACCGUCGCCGUGGGUGUUAUCAAGAGUGUCACCUUCAAAGACACCCAGGGCAAGGUAACAAAGGCCGCGGAGAAAGCCCAGAAGAAAAAGUAACCAUCAAGCUUCCUCGGAAGCUCGCAGUCCGCCGGCAGGUGCCAUGUGGAAGCAGGCGUCCCCGUGCAGCAGCCGCAGCCGCAGCAGCAGCAGCAGGGACCCACCGUCAGGAUGCAGCAUGCCACCGCGGUGGCUGCCCCGCUCGACUCGUACUCGUCGACUAAUACCAAAAGUCAUAAGAUGUUGUGCUUACCCCCGUUACAUUAUCCGGUAGUGUUGAACCCGCGCAUCUAUCCGAACCUGCACAUUCAGUUCACCCAUGCCCCGCGCACGCCUCACAUAUGCUAGGGGGAGCGUUGCCCCGCGUCUUACCGCGUUUAUCAUUAAUUAACUCGAUAUUGACGAUAUGUGUACGGUAUUUUACCAGGUACUCAGUUCCCUUGGACUCUGUGUAGUUAGGUUUUUCAAUUGAAUACAACACCGAGCAUCAGCAAACAACCAAAUCGGGGGGGUGUCGCGGAGACAGCCGCGCUCGGGAUCCUCCCCCCGCUCUCGCGAGAGGAGCUGAGCGAGACAGCGGGUGCAUUGCCUUUUCCCCCGUCGGAGCAGCGACGGGGGGAGUGCUUUAAGCCGCGUCGUCGUGAUCGGCGACGUCGAGGCGAGCGCGCCGCUGGCUCGCAUACCCAGCAAGACGUCUCUCGAUUCUUUUCGAAGGGUUCAUUAAGGCUGAUUUGUUCCGAGACUUGGUUGCCUCGCUCUCUGUGCUAUUAGUUUUUAUUAUACUUAUAAGAUAUUUAUCUACCUAGUUAUAUAGGGAUCAUUAGACUAUGCUCCCUCUCUCUCUUGUCGUCGGCAAGUCGCCGGCUGCCUCUCCCCUCUCGAGGAGGGAGAACGAAAUCGUCUCCUUAAAGAGGAUGAGACAUCCGUCGCGAGUCGCUCAUGUUGAUCUCGGCGCUGUCCCUCCCGCUGACCAUAGACGCGUUCUAUGACAUUGUUUUGACCCUUAGCCAGUAUUACGUUGAUGUAAUAAAAAAAAGUCUUUAAUUGCA
Temnothorax curvispinosus is the source of this 2685-nucleotide messenger RNA. It is a transcript of the gene Ef-1a-f1, whose product is annotated as elongation factor 1-alpha. NCBI's taxonomy places the organism in Eukaryota, Metazoa, Arthropoda, Insecta, Hymenoptera, Formicidae. Gene Ontology annotation, molecular function: translation elongation factor activity; GTP binding; GTPase activity. The record is from RefSeq and is a predicted model, not a curated record. The transcript has 4 exons. Bases 311 to 1696 code for a protein of 461 amino acids. Gene Ontology annotation, biological process: translation; translational elongation.